Molecule: messenger RNA, 1650 nt
Organism: Mastomys coucha (southern multimammate mouse)
Lineage: Eukaryota; Metazoa; Chordata; Mammalia; Rodentia; Muridae
Gene: Apoa4
Product: apolipoprotein A4
Exons: 3
Coding region: 309-1484 (391 amino acids)
Biological process (GO): cholesterol biosynthetic process; cholesterol efflux; positive regulation of lipid biosynthetic process
Cellular component (GO): chylomicron; blood microparticle; extracellular region
Molecular function (GO): phospholipid binding; cholesterol binding; phosphatidylcholine-sterol O-acyltransferase activator activity
Source: RefSeq, a predicted model, not a curated record
UAUCAUUCCCGGGCCUCUUGAACAGGGUGGAGCCAACUCAGGAAGACUGCUUCCCUCUGCUGCCUGUAUGCUGUCAGCUUCCACGUCGUCUUAAGGUCACUAAAGUCCAAGAGGCCUCCUGGGAAUGUGUCACCUUCCAACGUGGAGUCACACUGGGGAGGAGGCGGGGAGAGAGGGCUGGAGGGGCUUUAAAUGAGUGGCUGGCCUUGCCUGCAGUCAAAUCACAACAACACAGGCGAACUGUUUCUUCUGACUCUGGGAAACAUCCAGUGUAGCUGAGACUGUCCCAGCCCAGUGAGAAGCCCAGGAUGUUCCUGAAGGCUGCGGUGCUGACCCUAGCCCUGGUGGCCAUCACUGGCACCCGGGCUGAGGUCACUUCGGACCAGGUAGCCAAUGUAAUGUGGGACUACUUCACCCAGCUAAGCAACAAUGCCAAGGAGGCUGUGGAACAACUUCAGAAGACAGAUGUCACUCAGCAGCUCAAUACCCUCUUCCAGGACAAGCUUGGGAACCUUAACACCUAUGCCGAUGGCUUGCACAACAAGCUGGUGCCCUUUGCCGUACAGCUGAGUGGGCAUCUAACCAAGGAAACGGAGAGGAUGAAGGAAGAGAUCCAGAAGGAGCUGGAGGACCUACGUGCCCGCAUGAUGCCCCAUACCAACAGAGUAAGCCAGACAUUCGGGGAAAGCAUGCAGAAGUUGCAGGAGCACCUGAAGCCCUAUGCCGUGGACCUGCAAGCUCAGAUCAACACACAGACCCAGGAAAUGAAGCUCCAGCUGGCCCCCUACAUCCAGCGCAUGCAGACCACGAUACAGGAGAAUGUGGACAACCUGCAUACCUCGAUGACCCCCCUUGCCAAUGAGUUAAAGGACAAGUUUAACAGGAAUGUGGAAGAGCUCAAGGGGCACCUAACCCCCCGUGCCAACGAGCUGAAGGCCACAAUUGACCAGAACCUGGAGGAGCUGCGCCGCAGCCUGGCCCCUCUAGCAGUGGGUGUGCAGGAGAAACUCAGCCAUCAGAUGGAGGGCCUAGCCUUCCAGAUGAGGAAGAAUGCGGAGGAGCUCCAGACCAAGGUCUCUGCAAAUAUCGACCAGCUGCAAAAGAAUCUGGCCCCGCUGGUGGAAGAUGUGCAAAGCAAGCUGAAGGGCAACACAGAAGGGCUGCAGAAAUCUCUGGAAGACCUGAACAGGCAGCUGGACCAGCAGGUGGAGGAGUUCCGGCGCACUGUGGAGCCCAUGGGGGAGAUGUUCAACAAGGUUCUGGUGCAGCAGAUGGAGCAGUUCAGGCAGCAGCUGGGUUCCAAUUCGGGGGACGUGGAAAGCCACUUGAGCUUCCUGGAGAAGAGCCUGAGGGAAAAGGUCAGCUCCUUUAUGAGCACCCUGGAAAAAAAGGGGAGCCCAGACCAGCCUCUAGCCCUCCCCGUCCCAGAGCAAGCCCAAGAACAGGUCCAGGAGCAGGUGCAGCCCAAACCUCUGGAGAGCUGAGCUGUCCCUGGUGCCCUCAGCCCAUUGCAGCAGCAGACACCUGCCCUGCCCCACCACCUGUCUGUCACUCUGUCCCCAAGCACUUCUUGUACCAGCUUGAGGACACAUGUCCUGUGGGAGAUGAUGCCUCAUCUCACUACUCAAUAAAGCAACUGAAAAAUUAGCC